AUGGAAUUGUACAUAAGUAGAGUCACUGCAUUUGGCCUUGUAUAUUUUAUAACAGUCCCUCUGAGAAUAAAGUUAAAAAGCAUACUGCAUCUGUACGAAGAGGAGCUACAAGCGAUGGAUGAUUUCGAUGAAAUUGUCAACUUCCUCACCCAUUUACCGCAGUCAGUGGAUAUCAAUCGGCUUUUCGACUCUAUUGAAUUGCUCGCAAAAUGCUGCUCUUCCUCUUGUGUUGAGAACGGCAAGCACCGCUCUUUCCAACAGGUGUUUUUUUUUUUUUCGGGUACAUUAAUUAGCUGUAUCGUGGCGCACCUUUACAUUAUGAACAUAAUUCGUAGUUUUCCCGAAAUUGCUGGACCGAGGAUUUCACAUUCUCUACUAAUUUUGCUGCAUGUUUCUCCGUGUGCUUCUUUGAUUUGUGGAGUAGUAUUACAGAAAGCAUCUCACUUUCUCCAAAUAAUUAUCGUAUGUUGUUCUAGCUUAUCUGUUCGUGUUACACAUACGCUUGUCCAUCACGGCCGUAACAUGUGAGU
Gongylonema pulchrum is the source of this 530-nucleotide messenger RNA. NCBI's taxonomy places the organism in Eukaryota, Metazoa, Nematoda, Chromadorea, Rhabditida, Gongylonematidae. The record is from the annotation of a GenBank genome assembly.